AUGAUGGAGACAUACAGUAAUAAAUGUCAAUUGACUCCUUACAUUGCUCCCCAGGCCACUAGCCCAGAGAAGUUUGAGGGGGCCACUAGCCCAGUGAAGUUUGUGGGGGCCACUAGCCCAGAGAAGUUUGAGGGGGCCACUAGCCCAGAGAAGUUUGUGGGGGCCACUAGCUUAGAGAAGUUUGUGGGGGCCACUAGCCAGAGAAAUUUGAGGGGGGCCACUAGCCCAGAGAAGUUUGUGGGGGCCACUAGCCCAGAGAAGUUUGUAGGGGCCACUAGCCCAGAGAAGUUUGUGGGCUGCUGCCUCAAAGCACAAUAUUCCAUUUUGUUAUUGAUUUACACUUUUUGCAGUAUUGGUAUAAAAUAUUUUUAUUUUUUUAAUUCUUUAGUUUUGCUGUUGUUAAGCAUACAUCAACAGAACAAAGUGACAUCAUGAUAUUUAACGGUACAUCGUAUACAUAUAGCUUUAUAACAUGCCAAUGAUAGGCACUCUAUUUUAUAAGUAUUGACUAGUCGUAGGCUAUCUUCGAGUCAGGAUGACGUAUUAGUUGGAGCGAUCGGUGCCGUUUUAAUUUUCCGGACCUAUCUAUGGGUCGCCUAACCUAUGGGGCAACGGAGAUAUUUCAGAGUUUGGCAGUACAAUAAACAGAUUUUGGCAAAGUAUAAAUAAGGAGGCUACGACCUCUUGUCAAGUGGUACAAAACAUUUAAUGUGACAGUUUGCUGGUCACAUUGCUAUUUGUUUGUUGUUGCCCCCCAACCCGUUGGCCUUUUGUAGCCAGCCCUCCAAUGAUUGCGUAGGUAGUUCGGCACUAUAACCAUUACAGCACACUGUAGUGAUAUUAGUGGUUGGAGUGCUCCUUUAAAAAAUACUUGACUGCAAAAAAUAAAAAUAUCACAAUUUAGAGAUAUACUUACAAUGAAAAAAAUUAAUGUAUUUAAUUCAGCAUUUCAUUCUUUGGAAGUUUAUCUAAAAACAGCUUUCAAAUGUUGCAGACCUGCUGUCUACAGCCUUGGCAAGUCCUCCCCUAUUUCCACUGCACAGACUUUCUGGCACCACAAUCGCACACACCCUCGAUCUCGACUUUCCAAUGCCUCUUCGUCAACUGUAGUAUAGCUCAUUUACAAGGGGAAAGCCAGGCGCAUGUUAGCCCUGCAUGUCUGCCAUUUCUGUUAGCUCAGUUUUUUUAAUGUGCUUUGAUUAGUGCAUGUUCUGGAUCCGUUAGCUGUGUGGAGCUAAUGGAUGCAAAAGAAAACCUUGAUUGCUAUUUAAUUGACAGCCAGGGAGCUGUUUCUACCCCACUGAUAAAAGUGCAGAUUUCUAUUCAAGCUGAAGUGCUUUUUGUGUGUGGACAGCGCCUUUAACUAGUUUUAGGGCUCCUGUAACCUUUAAAAGCACUUCAAAGCACCACAACUAUUUCAGUUCGCUGUAGUGGUUAGGAUGCCAGGUACCAUGGUGUUCUCCUAGGGUAAACAGCCAAAAUGGUUAAGAAAUUAAACCAACGCAUCUCUAUGGGGAGUAUCUUCAUGCAAAGCUUGAAGAUGCCAAAUGUCAGUCUUGCAAAGUGACAUGAGUGACAUGCACUAGAGGUGGCCUUAACUGCUAGUGGGAUGCACAUUCCCACAGUCCACCCAACACAGAAUGUUGGGCGAUUGGGAGGACAGGUAGAAAAUCGGAUGUGACUAUAGUAGUGUGCUAUGCCAGUCAGUGGCUUUAAGGAUUAUAUUAUGUUAAUAUUUGUCACGUACAGCAAUAGUUAGAAACAGUUCUUAUAAUGUACUUUUACUCUUGCAUGUUCUGGAUCUGGUCAUAGACUCCAGAUUUGAGUAACAUGUCUUGCUGUCCCAGAUAUAUUUUCUCUAUCUCAGUCCUCAGUUGUGACUGAGAUAUAAAGUUCAGCUAAGUAUAUCAGUUCCAUUUAUCACUUAGGAUGAGUGUGUAAGAUCCACGUCCAAUAAGGACGCAUCUCAGUUUAAACCUAGUAAUGAUAGUUCCUAUUCCAUUGUUGAUGUACUCAUUGCAAAACCAAGACUUAAUCAACAUUCCACAUAUCUGUGUCAUAAUACAAGGGCGCUUACCAACAAUGAUGCACCAGCGACAUCUCACUCUCAGCACACUGGACACUUGCGUCAAAGUCACAGACUGGGCUCUCAAAUUGGUAUCUGCGCCAAAUUCAGGUCAAACUGUUUCAAUCUAUUACUAGAUCACACUUGCAUCAUUCUUGCCACUGACUAUCCUAAAGUGAGGCAAGCCAUGAUCGUUGCAACUUUAGCCUUAAUUGUUUGGCAUCGUACCUAGUGCAAUGCACACUUUUAAAACUGUCACAAUUAUGACUUAGGUGUCUAGCCUUAAAGGAACCCAUUCAGACUUGUAGACAGUGAGACAGAUAGAUAGAUUUAUCUGGCAAAACAAGAAACACAGAGUAGCCCGCAACAUACUUUAUCGCCCCAAAACGAGAGGAGGCCUGGGCCUACCCCACCUCCACUUUUACUAUCUGGCUGCCCAGAUGGCACAAAUAGCCCUAUGGCAUACCCCCCCAGAGACUAGAAGGUGGGUAGAUCUGGAAUCAUUGCUCAUGAGAUCCGAUCUCCCACAAUUUUACAUCUGGACCCCUAAAGAACACAGGGCGCUCCCGAGAACGGCGUGCCCGGCCAUCACCAACUCAAUUCAAUUAUGGGACAAAUAUGCUCUUAAAUACGGGCUGACUACCACGACAUCGCCACUCACCCCCAUAUAUCGUAAUAGAGCCUUCACACCAGGCAUGAGACCAUGGGACUUUAAAGGCUUAGAGCAAGCUGGCCUUCAGAGAGUAUACCAACUCUAUGCAGGAGAUAAGAUAAUUCCCUUCCCAGACCUACAGUCCUGAACAACGUUGAAGCCAGCCGACUUCUUUAGAUAUCUACAACUAAAAAAUUACGCGGCCCUAGCGACGGUGAAAACCGCCACUACAACCAGUCCAACCUGUUUUGAACGCACCUGCUUAGCGGAACGGUAUCAAAAAGGCAUGAUCACCACACUAUACUCCCACCUCUGUUCCACCACACGGGAAUGGGGACAACUCCAAUACACUGACAAAUAGGAGUCAGACCUGGGCGAAACUCUAGAGGGAAUUGACUGGCAGGAUAUAUGGGAAGCUAACACAAAAACCUCCAUCUGUGUCACGAUGCAGGAACAGCAUAUAAAACAAUGCUUAGAUGGUACAUUACCCCGGUCCAAUUAUACCACAUGAAAAAAACACCUACAGAUCUCUGUUGGCGUAACUGCAGCGAAAAAGGGACAUACACCCACAUGUGGUGGUUCUGCCCCACCAUUAAACUCUUCUGGAAAGACAUCCAAAAGCUAAUAACGCAAAUCCUACACAGACCGGUAGACCUAAAUCCAUGGACAUUCCUGCUAGCCAACCCCUAGAUGACUGGCCUAGACCAGAACAACAACUGCUAAACAAAAUAGCACUAGCAGCCAGAAAAGCCCUAGCCCAAACGUGGCUGCAACCCCAAUGUCCACAGUGCUUAACAAAAUCAAAGAAUAUCAUCUUAUGGACAAACUAACGGCCCAAAUAAGAGGCUCCAUGAAAUCAUUCACUAAGACGUGGGAACCGUGGGAAAACUACAACGAUGACUAGUAAGCCUCGUGAAUCGUUCAGGACCCCCUCCAUCCCCCCCCCCAUCCUCUCCAACUAUCCUCCUCCCCCCCCCCAUCAUUAGGCGGAUAAGUUCCACACAUUGAACCCAUCAAAACCAUCACAACCAGAUGGUAACUUAAACACAAAGAAACGAUACAUUAUCCAAGUUCUUACAUUACCUUUGGGUUGUUCUUUUAUUUAUGUUUAUCUAUGUAUAAUUCUGGCAGCCAGAUCCCAAAUGCAAUUGAUGUACAUGAAAUGUUAUGAAUACCGCAUGUACCUCCUAUUGGCAACAUUUGUUCUUUAUUGUAUUCACAAUGCGGCUUCUGCGUAAGCCAUAUGAUUGCAUAGUGCAUUUUUUCUCUGUCAUUGAAAAAAUAAAGAAUUAUAAAAAAUAAAAAAAACUCCAUGUGUGCCAAAUGAAUUUAUAGCUAACUAGAAGAGAAGCCAUUUUGCUUACAUACGAGCUUUGAAUUGUAAGAUAGAAGUAUGUCUGUGGCACAAAGAGAUGUAUACUGAACAUUCCUAGCUUUUACUGAAAUAUCCUCCAGAGCUAAGGGCCAGCUAAAGUACUGGGAUUCAGAAUACGUGACAAGGAAAUUGCAAUGCGCACUGUAGAUCGAACAGAAAAAGCACAGGCAGCUAACAAUUAAGUCUACAGAGAAAGUCAAGCACCAUUAUUGAGGGAGAGACAUGAGUCAGUUGAAGCAUUGAAAAGAUGUCACUUUGGAUGGAAUGGCAGUUUUAAAAAAAAAUAUUUGUUGCGCUUUAUAUUAUCUUUGUCCUGCUCCCACAAGAAAAAUAAUAAAACACAUUUUUUUUAUUUAUUUUUUUGGUGCCAGUGAGAACUUUUGUCAAACUGCUCCAGAAUUAAUCAUAAAUCCAGGGGCAGCAAGUAGAUAACUCAGCAAGGUUGGCCAUUAAUGGAUUAAAAUGGGAGUCAACCAUAAUAGAAAUUAAAGGUUAUUCAUUUUUUAUACAGAAGGAGUGGUUGGGAGGCCUGGAAAAGGUCUCAUGGAGAGAAGGUUGAAGAAAAAAAAAUGAAAGAGGGAAGAGAUUAAAAGAAGGACCAGUAGUGAUUAAGGCCUUGGAGAUGAAUGAAGGAAGAUAAUGGUGGGCGAGCCAUGGACCUCAAUUUGAAAUAUCAUGAACUAAUUUUGUUAAUUUUUCCAUCAACUUAUAUAGGAUUGUGGCUAUGCUGGGUGUUUUAGGGUUGCUCAUCACCUGCAUUUAACUAAUAGUGUAUUUAGAGUUUUUGUUAGUGGGUCAUGUUGUCAUGUCUCCUGCCCUAUUUGGGUGCUGCCAUGUAAUACAUAAUGACACCAUACUUCAUUCCCAUGUCGAUUCUGGUGUGGACAGCUCCCCUCUUGACACACCUUCUCACCAGGUUGCACCAUAUUUCAGAGCUGCAGCAAGUGGCAUCAUUCUAGAGACUUUGGUUACGAAUGCUCUGGAAUCCCAAUUCUGACGUCAUCCAAUAGGAUUCUAUCUGAACUAUUUAAGACCUGUCUACAUUCUGUUCAGUGCCCUGUUGUGAUCUUAGUUUACGCAAAACUGUAUUCUUACUGCUUGAUGGUUUUCCUGGUAUUGACUUAGCUCUGUUGUUCGAUUUUUCUAAAUUCUGUAAUCCUUGGCCAGUUUCUUGUUUGAGUGUAUUUCUGUAUAUUCAUUGACCUCGGCUUGUCUCUAUUUAUGCAUAGAUGGCCUGGCCAUCGUAAGGACCGGUAACACAUUGCUAACUAUUCUACUAUACUAUUGUUUAUAUGUUAUGGUAUACUUACCUUGACACACACAGACUGGAAAAAAGGCAGAUACAGGGAUCUAUUGGAACCAAUUGUAAAUGUAACUAGGGGGCAAAAUCAGCCCCAAUGUGAUCUGUUGACGUUACCAGCAGAGAAAGGGUUAGUUUGCUGUUGACCUUUCAUUUAAUUUCUAGACUGAAACAUCCAAAUUGACAGGACAUUAACUGUGUUAAAUGCAUUUAAACCUAUAGCUUGCUUUCUUGUGUGUAGAGCACUACACAGGUUAAAUUUUAGACGGUGAUCAAGAAGAAGAUAUGAAAUGAGCCAGGAGUAAAAACUAACAGCAAAAUGUAGAAUCAAAAAAAGGUGUUGGUCAUGUACAAAAAGUAACCAAAGAGUAACUAAAACAUUCACAAGUACAAGAAAGCUUUUCUGGAAGGCUGCAUGCUGGAUUUGCAGUGAACGUCUGAAAAUAAUCUUGCUGAGAGCAGAUACUUUGAAGUGCUGUACAAUGCACAUUUCCAUAUUGUAUUUUCUAUUAAAGCACUAGACUUUUAAGGAGGCUGAGAGGAUUACAUACCAGAAUUGUGAUGCUGUUGACUGAAUGAUCCGAAGACAGAAUGUCUGUGAUGACAAUUUUUGUGAUCAUGUAAAAUAUUUACUGGAACUCAGGAGUGACUAAAAAUUCCAGGAGAAUGAUGUGAGCACAAAGCAGCUUUAUAGAGAGCAGAAUGAUAACGAGCUGUUUAUUAGAUGAUUAUUAUUACUCUCUGAGAGUCAUGCAUUUACUAUUAUUAUAGAUAUAAUUAUAUGUGUAUAGAUAUAUUUAAAUGUCAGGUAUCAUUUGAACGAUACUGCGAUGACGCUCUGUUAUUAAAAGCAUACCAUCAUAACAGUAACGUUCAUAAUGGUGCUAUUUAAAUAAUGACCAUAUGGUUAAUUUUCAGGUUGAUAAUACUACUUAGGUUUAGAACUACAAGAGGUUUUGGCUCAGUUUUAGAUCUAAAGUUGGGGCUUAGGUUUUGGAAGUUGGAAAGACGGGGUGUAAACGGCUUAGUUUAAGGGAGUAUUAGCUUUCAAGAUAAUAUUCCUAACCCAUUGGUAAACAGGAUGAAUUGAGAUGUAAUGACAUCUAGCUUCCUAUUUGAAUGCAGACAAUUUAAAUUGAAUGAUUCUGUUGAGCUGUGUUCCUUAUAUUUUCCAUAGCCCCAUGUAUUGAAAACAAGCAAAGAAAUUAUCCAUACAAUAAUAUAUUUACAUACAUAUAUUCCAGAUAAAAAGUUAACACUAGCAGAAAACCUUUCCUAGUCUGAAUCUGGCCUUAGCGGUAGCUGCCUGCUAUGUGCACCACCAUGCUGGAUUCUCUGUAUUACGUCUUUCUGACAAUUCUUGUGCAAGACAUUACGCUGUCCCUUUUUUUCCUAACAGAAAGUGGGUGAAUUUGGCAACUUUUCUGCUCACCAACAAACUCAUGUGUUCCAGAAAGCAGGAAUGACAGGCAUCUAUAUAAACCCAUCAGAUGUUACAGUCAUUGCUCUGUUGUGGUUUAGUGGAAUUCCCAAUAGCGAGUUCUUUGUGCUCUGUAUCUUUUGGUAUUUGUCCCAAUUUGCUCUCUUGUUUCUUCCGUCACGCUUGGCGCGCCUUGGCUUCCCCACAUGCCACUCUGUGCGCACUACGUUAAAGGGACACUAUAGUCACCAGAACCACAAGAAUCGGUAAUACGUAUCAGCAGAGAAGGGGUUAGUUUCCUGUGUUACCUGUUCUUGUAGGACAGUGUUUGGAUUCACGUCCUACUUGUUGGGUCACUACCACUUCUUGAUAACCAGACUCUAGCUGCUAUACAGCCAGUGAUACAUCUACAACAAGAGCAAUUUGUCUGUUCUUUUAAACGGGGACUAUUAUGAAAUGUUUAUUCCAGGGCUCUGUUUGUGAACUGACAAAAAAAGCUUAAUGGCAAUCUAAAAAAGAUUUAAGAGCAAUGCCAUUUUAAAUAAGCAUUAUUGUUAUUACUUAUUCUUACUGUGUGGGCAGAGGUAUAUCGUAUCGUAUCGUAAGCAACAAACAAGAGAAAUUGUCACUUAAAAGUCGCAACCUGCCAACGUCCUAAUGUGUCAUGGAUACUAUGUAUUAGAAAUGAUAUUGUUGUUGAGAUUAAUCAAUUAAAAAUUUAGCAUGGUGAAAUCCCUAUGGCAACCCACUGUAUCUUCCUAUAGUCAUUGAAUUAUGUUCAGUCUUCAUCGUUUCACUUCUAUCAGGAAUGACAGAUGUUGGCAUUUGUUGGUUCUUCUAAUUGCAUUGCAGUCCUACUUGGCAAGUGCGAUGCAUUAUACUGUCCCUGCCAGUGCGUCUUUUUCCCAAAUGAGCUAUUUUGACCUAAAUUAUGUAUUUCAACUGUCAACGUAUCAAAGUUGUUUAGUAAAUAUACUUCUACGUGCAUUGGUAUCAACAAUCAUCUCAUGGAAUGAGACAUUACAAAAACGUCCAGAUUUAUAGUAGAAAUCAUUAUUUUUUUCUUCGGGAAUAUAGAUUGUUGUGUAAUCACUAGAAAGGUUUUACUGACAUCUAGAUGUAGUCAAAGGUCUUUAGCCAAAGGUAUUCUUUGGAGGGCAGAUGGAUAUAUAAAUAUAGAAUAAGACAGAGCACAGGCAGCAGCUGUUGCCUGUUUUUAUCCCCUAGAACAGUUUCUGAUGUAACUGACAGAGUGCAUGUUGGCUCAAACAGGCUACAAGUGGAAAAGACAUUUGUCCCCUAGUGCUUGACAGCCUGUUCGCCAAGGAAAGUCUUAUUGAUCUGUUUAGAAAGCCUCGAUUACCAGCAGUCUGAGGGUGUACAAGCAACAUUGUGAAGUCCAGGUGUUUUUAGCAACCAAAAGAUUCUGCCAAGUGAGUUUGAGAAUAUUAUAAUGAUAUCUUUGAGCACUUUUUGCUGUUUUGGAGAAAUAUGACAGUUGACGUUUAAUUUUUUUGUAGUUGUAGUUAAUACUGGCCAACAUUUUCAAAAUUAUAAAAUGAUUUUAUGUAUCUGGCAAUAUGGGCAGCCAUAAAGAAUAGAAGCGUACAGAAUACUAUGACUAUAUUAACUGCAAGAUUAAUGAUAGUGCUACUAUAAAUGGAUGUACUAUAAAUUAACAGGUUUUUAGCAUAUUUUGUUGGCUAGUAGUUUGUAAUGAUGGCUUAUUUUUGGGAGGCUUUGCAAGUUCAGGGAAAUUUCAGGCUAGGCUCUAAGAUAAAGUCAUGUAGCUUAUAUUGGGCAAUCUUGUUUUCCAAAAAGUCACUUGCUAAGGCCACAUGUAACCUUGAUAGCUUACAUUUGACCUCCUGCAAAAUGUUAUUGGGAUGUAAAGCUUUAGAGUACAUAUAAAUCGAGUUAACAAAACAAAUGUAUGACCAAAAUGCAGUUCCUGUUGGAGGUGCAUGUAUGAGGAUUCACAAAUGACAGUAGUUUUUGCAAAUGUGAAAAAAUUCAUAAACAGUUAAAGGAACACUAUAGUGUUUGGAAUAUAAUGCCCUGUUGGCUGUUUGGGUCACAGGUCACCACAUGCAAGGAUUAAAAAAAUAAUUUUACUUACCAUUUCUCCCUUGCACUGCCGAUCUUCGCUGAGAUACUCCGACUCGUUUGCUGAGACCAUCAAGAUUGAUGAUCUCAGCUAAUCCAAUGGAAAGCAUUGGGUGACUAGUGCGCAUGAAGUGGUAUUGGUGCCUACAGUGUCUUUUUAAGGAGAUGAUGAAGGGGGUGUGCAAACUAUUUCUAAAAUUUCAAAAAAAGUUGCUAUUUAAGAUAAAUAUAUUAAUAAAAGAGAGCAAAAUAAAAAUUCAUAAUAAUAAAAACUCUAAACAGUUUUAGUGGUAUUCCUUUUUUUUUUUUUUUUAAUGAUGGCACGAAUGCUCCACUAGUUUGGCCACCUAGAUAAAGAUAUAGGUAGAAUUUAAAAGCUCAGACAUGUUUUGCUAUUGCAAAAAUAUAUUAGUUUAAAAUAUAUCAGGAGGUAAGUGGGCGAGGUAUGUAAGAAUGUAGAUUUCUUUUUUCAAAAUGGAAAUGUGGUGAUAAACUUAAAUGAAUGAAACAUUUUCUGAAUCAUAAUUGUCUUCAUUUAACUGUAAGAAAAUAGGGGUUUAUGAUCUCUUUAACACUGUUGCUCAAUAUAUUAAAUGUUUUUUCUCUGCAGACCAAUCAUCAUGAGUUUUACGAGUGAAUAAACAUCAGACAUUUAUAGUAUGUUAAAGUGGAAAUAUUAUCCACUACAUGUGUGAAUGUCAAGGCACAACUUCUAGUAAAACAUUAACAUGCAAUCUAUAGAUUGUGGAAACAGAAUUGCCAGUUUAGGUCGAUUAAGCAUAAUACAUGCUCAUAGAUUUAUUGCACCUCUUCCAAUAUAGCCACAAAAAUAGCAGCACUCGGUCUGCUUCCACAAUGCUUAGUCAAACAUUCUAUGAUGGAGCAUGUUAAAGCAUUACAGCAGGUCACACGGUUUGUUACAGUAAACACAGGCACAUGCAACCGCAGCAUCAACCAAAUGUGUAGUUAGUUUGUCUAUGGCUAGUGUGUAGUUUAGAUAAGAUUGUAUUAAAAGCUACAUGAUGUUUGUAUUAAAGGUAUGGUUUGACUUUAGUUUGUGUGCAUAUCUCUAAGUGGUAUGUAUGUAUUUAUUUAUUUUUUAUUAUUUUUGCAAUUUCACUUUAAGUAUUACAACAAAUAGCAUGCAGUUUGCAAUUUAGAGCAAUAGUUAAAGGGACACUUAUAUACUUUAGCUGAAGUGUUUUUUUGUGUAUAGACUAUGCCUCUGCAGUCUCACUGUUAAAUUCCCUGCCAUUUAGAAGUUAAAUCACUUUUUGUUUCUGUACAUGCAGCCCUAGACACACCUCCUCUGGCUGUGACUUAAACAGCCUGCAUGAAAAAAAAAUGGUUUCCUUUUCAAUCAGAUGUUAACUUACUUUCCUGCUCUGUAAGUUGAACUUUAAUCACACACAGGAGGCUUAUGCAAAUCGUAGAAGGCUAUUAACAGUGCAGGAGAUAAGAAAUAAUAAAUAACCUUACUGGGCAAUAAAGGAAGUGUAAACAUUAUCUCAUAUUUUACAGGAAGUGCAUACGAAUGCUGUGCAGGUUACAUACUGGGAGGAGUGGCUAAGGCUGCAUAAACAAAGUGAUUUCACUCAUUAAUGGCAUAGAAUUGAGAAAUGAGAGUGCAGGGGCAUGAUCUAUACACCAAAACCGCUUUAUUAAGCUAAAGUUGUUUUGGGGACUCUAGUGUCCCUUUAAUGUGCAAUUAUUGGAAAUGUAUGUAAUAGUAUUCUUUGUCCCAUUUUUGUUUAUACUUCAACUAAGCUGGGAUAUUUCUAUUUUUAAUUACAAACACAAUUUUACUAUUACAUCUGUGCCAGGCUAGGCUUAGGUAUGAAUGACUUGUGCAACUGUAUAGGGCACACACACAGUUAAAAGAUGCAGCCAUAUUGCUAGCAAUAGGCUGUUGUGGAAUUGAGAGAACAGACCAACAAACAGGAUGAGUCCUUGCUUUGUCUGGCUACCAAACCCACUGUCUCCAGUCCAUCUGCUUGUUAUCUGUUGUAGUGUUUCUGAACUGCCACUGCUCUGUCCCAUUCUCAAAACACACAUUCUCUGUAACUUACAACAGUAUAGCAAUACAAAGAAAGUUAUGGUAUGACAAAGAGAAAGUACUAUGGGGUGUUAGGAAGAGAGAUAUGCAAUAUAAGUGAGGACUAAGGAGAGAGAUGCAUAUAGGGGAGUGAGGGGGCUUAUAAGAGAAAAUGCAAGGGUGGGCUAAGGAGAGAUCAACGGAUACCUAAAGUUGUAUUUAAAACAUGUAUGUGAUAUGCAAUUACCAUGACAGUUAAGCAUUAAGGCUGGCUUAGCAUCUUGGAAAUUGCUAUUAGAUUAUCAACUUAUAUUGACAUUCUUCACACUUAAGCAUAGGAAGAAUAUAUGCACAUUGCAAGCACACACCAGGUAACGGCGACAGCCAACAGACACUCAUUGUAAACUCGACACAAGGAAACACUGAUAGUUACGCACAUAAUGGCAAUGCACAUACAAGAGCACUGACAUCUAAUGACAAUUCCCACACAGAAUCUCUGACACAUAUUGAUACUGCACAGACUGUACACAGUUAUUUUGCACUCAAAGAUACAGUCACAUGUAUUCACAAUGGUUGGACACAAAAACUCUCAUUUGCACAGAUUGUGCAAACUAAAUUUUUGAUUUAUUCACAGAAACAUAGAAUGUAACGGCAGAUAAAUACCAUUCGGCCCAUCUAGUCUGCCCAGUUUUCUAAAUACUGUCAUUACUCCCUGGCCUUAUCUUAUAGCUAGGAUAGCCUUAUGUCUAUCCCACGCAUGCUUAAACUCCUUUACUGAGUUAACCUCUUCCACCUCAGCUGGAAGGCUAUUGCAUGCAUCCACUACCCUCCUGAUAUUAUUUUUAAACCUUUGCCCCUCUAAUUUAAGACUAUGUCCUCUUGUGGUAGUUUUUCUUCUUUUAAAUAUAGUCUCCUCCUUUACUGUGUUGAUUCCCUUUAUGUAUUUAAAUUGUUCUAUAUUACCCCACGUUUUGUCUUUCCUGCAAGUUAUACAUGUUAAGUUCCUUGAAACUUUCCUGGUAAUUCAAAGUCACUUAUGACAUUAACAGUAUCACUCAGACAAUCUUAAAGGGAUACUAUUGUCAGCAGAACCACUACAGCUUAUAGCCUAUUCUUGCAGGCUUUUUAUUGUAAAUGCUACAUUUUCAGAGGCUGUCUAGUAACACCUCAGUUACUCAUACAGCCACUAGAGGUACUUCGUAGUCCAGUGCAGCACAGUUCACAGUUAUGUUCAGCGUCUUCAUGCUCAACAUGGAGAUGCCGAAUGCUCCCAAUAGCGCUGCAUUUUGGAUUGUCUAAGGUCAUCAAAAAUGAUGACCUCAACCAUGGAGGCGGGACCAGUGUUGUAAUGGAGAAAAGGUUAGUAAAGCUACAUUUUAACUGCAGUCUGAGGGUGCCGGAUACCUAAACAGGCACUCCAGCACAUAGUGUUAGGAAUACAUGUUUGUAUUCCUAACACUAUAGUGUUCCUUUAAAUGUGUCUUAGAGAGAUUGACUGUUAUAUACCAUAAGUGGAUUUUACUACUAUUACAAUACGUUAAGGGCUAAUGACGGAUGACAUUGGGGGCCCCACUUCUACAUUUUGCACAGAGCACCUGAAAACCUGAGAUCAGCCCUGGCCGUCAUGACAGAUGGCACAUCCACCAUGAUAACAUUGCAUUUUUCUAAAGUAUUGUCAUUAAGGGGUUACGCAUAACUCUUAGAGACUCAUCAAACAACAUCCAUAAAAAAAAACAACAACAUAUGCAGCUAAUAUAUCUCUCAAGUCCUGACUGACACUCUUUCCUUAAUAGCUGUCUGUUGCUCUUACCUUUACUGCUAACUCAUACUUGUAGGACUCCUACUGCGCUGGUCCUCUCUUCUGGAACAGCCCCCUACGCCCAUCAGAUUCUCCCCUAGUCGUCAAUCAUUUAAGAAGUCCCUCUAAACCCAUCUCUUCAGAACAGCCUAUGGCCUCUUGUUCUAACAUUUGUAAUUGUCUUAUUUAUUGUUAAAUUUCUGGCUUUAUAUAUAAUAAAAAUAAUAAUGACUUGACAUGGGUACGUCAACAAUUCAUCCUGAUGUUUUCAGAUGACAUGUCACUUUUUGUCUGCUACAAAUUUAGCCAUUUGGUAUUGUGUUCUCUUCCAGAAACAGCGUAUACUGAAAAUGACUGUCACUUACUCUAGCAAAGUUGCCAACGCCACAUUCUUUGGGUUCCACAGGCUGCUCGUGAAAUGGAGGGGUAGCAUCUACAAACUGCUUUAUAGAGAGUUCUUUCUGUUCAUCAGCUUAUAUACUGCACUGAGCGUCAUAUACAGGUAUGUCAAAAUGGGAUUGGAAAUAACAAUUAAGCUGCAAAUGCUAGCUCAUUGUAAUGGUUGUGGUGCAAAGAGUCUUUGGGUGCCAUAACCCCAGUUUUGGUCAAACCAUUUAAAAUGUUAAAUGGAACACGGGACCUCCAUGAUACCUACAAGAUAGCUCCUUGCCUCCUUCUCACCUACCGGGGGAGUGAUCGUCUAUAGUAGAAUGUCAAACAUUAGGCUGAAAAUGCGAUGAAAAUGAGUUGCAGAGGUUUUGUUGCUCUGAGCAAUAUGACUAAUUUGUAUAUCCAAAUAUCCAACUGAUAUAAUACAAACAAGGUUGCAUGUCAGGUGUGGGCCAAGGGUUUCCAGUGCAAAGUUCUCCUCCCUUUAUAUGUCUUCUCCUUUUAUAUUACCCACCACUUUCAUAGUAAAGUGAAUCAUAAGAAACAUUUUCAUUUUAUCGGCAUUAACCAUUCAAUAAUCAACAAUCUACCAAAAAAGUAAAAUGUACACAGACAAGUACUGAAUUCAACAUAAAUAGAGUUUGUGUAUAAUGCACUCACAAGGAUAGGAGAAAAGAAGAACGUAUCUCACACUUGUGGGUACACAACAGCGUCCUCUUGAUAUUUUCUCAGUAAUUCUAUAUAUAGUUAUUAAUUGUUUCCGGUCAAUUUUUUGGUUUUAAAAUUUCUGCUAAAUUUAAUGCCAGAUGAAAUUUAAGCAGAUGAACCCAAUAAAUGUGUCAGCAGCUCAAAAUUAAAUCGCAGGUAAAUGUACAUGGGACACACAUGUAUCGGCCUUUUUCAGUGACUAUUUACUUAAUAAAAAAAUAUAUAUUUAACUUUUUUUUUUUAAAAGCCUAAGGGGUUCAAUUUGACUUUCAUUUUUAGUAAAAUUGCCACCAGUCUUUAGCAGCGAUAAUUUAAUCCGAAACGUUAAAUUGCUUGUCGAAAGCCAAUAAAUGCGUUCGCUCUAAUUAAAUCUACGGAAACGUGAUCACUAGUAGUUGUUACUAACCAUAACACUGUAAAGUUUGGUGGAACACACUUCCCAUUCCCAACAUUUUAAACCAGUGUAAACAUUCAGAUUUCUUAUGACAGUGUACGUUUGCGCACCUUUGUAUAGCGUGUGUUUGAGGGCCUGUACAUAAAGUAAUAAGGAAAUGGCUGGUGGGAAGGCUGCUAUAUUUUUCUGUGUUGGUAAAUAAAUGUAUAAUCUUGGGUGUGGGGUGGUACGUGUCUUGGUGGGUUGGUAGCUGUAGGUCACUAGGACAGUCGGACUAUGUGAAGAGGGAAAAGGAUGAUGGGUAAUAUUUAGGAGAGUGGUCAAGUGUGGCAAUUGGUGGAUAAAAUUCAGUUGGUGGGGUGACUGUGACUACAUGUGUGUCUGUAUAUGAUGUAUGGGGGUAUGUGACAGGGUGUAUGUAUGUGGAUGGGUGAAUGUGUCUGGGUAACAGUUUGUCACAUACUCCCAAUCUGUUAUGAAGUGCAUAGCAGGUUAAUGCAACUAAAUGGUGGCUGUGAGAGAGAUUGGGUGAGUUCACAUUACUGCCACUAAUAUUGUUAGCAAGCUAAUAGAGUGUGUAAUUGAAUAGAGAAUCCACGGAAGUUUCAGACAGAGUAAUCCACCUUCAGACAUGAGGUACCUUGGAGCAUUGCACCGAAAGCACCCCACACGCUAUGCACCCCACUUCACAAAUUCAGCUAUUUUAAUCCUAAAACAAGCAAAUAUAUGAAUGUGUAUUCUAUUGCUUUUUUUGGUGCUGGUCCAUUCUGUUAUUUAUUAUAAUUCAGUCAUUUGUAUAUCUCUGGAGAAGGAUUCUACAUCGUGUGCCUGGUGGCAAUGAGUACAGGUUCAGAAUGUACACUAACACGUAUAGAGUUUCAGGCUGGUGCAUAGAAUUCCGUUGCAAUGUCAGCUAUGGUGACUGUGGAAAUUGGACCCUACGUAAGCAGAGAUAGUCAUAUAUCACUUACUAAUGUGUUGACGUAAUUUAAUUGCUAUUUUUCUCCUUUGUGCAAAAAUACCUCCUUGUCCCCUUCUAAAACAGCACUUUGAAGGUGUUCAGCAAAAGGUAAUCAGACAAAAAUAAUCUCAUAUUACAAAGUAUGCAGUGUCCAUGAUCAUGGUCCAUGCAAUUUAUGGUAUGAUUGGAGAUACAAACAAACUUUAUACCAAACAUGCUAUAAUGGUUUGUUUCUCUUCUCAGUUUAAAUAUUUUAAGUAACUGCUAUAGAGUGAAAACCUACAUUUUUAGGAUACGCGUUCUUGGGAUAUUUAUUGCAAUAUAAAGUGCUUCCUGCUGAGUUUAUACUCUGUACUAUGCCAUCGUACUUGGUAUGUGCCAUCUGUUCCUCUCUACCUUCCUGUUAUGAUGUACCUUGUAGUCAGGGCCAGAUUUCCCUAUAGGCAGAGUAGACACCUGUCCACUAGGGGCGCCUGUUUUUAGCACUUAUAAUGUGCCUCCACACUCUGCAUUAUUAGGCGUUAUUGGGGUUUAUGAGCCCCUAAUAUGACUAUCUGUGCCUAAUAAUUCCUAAUUAUUGCAAAGUCAGUUUUAAAGUUAAGGCCAACCUUAAAAGCAUAGCUGACUUUAACAAUCUUUAAAUUUCAGCCAUUUUCACCUUAAAUUUGAAAUUCACUUUUAAUACAUUUAGAAUUUUCAAUAAUUCUCCCUAGUGCAUACCACUGAUAGUUUUUAGUAAACAUUUUAGGAAUGCCAAGUGAAGUUCCAAUUUUAGUCCAAUAUAGAGCUGAAAGCAUCGCUGAUUUGAUAUUCCCAGGCAAGUCUCAAGAGAAGUUAAACUCUCUGAUUGGGUUGUAGUGAAGCAGAGGCAGCAUUGCCUGCUUGUCUUCGAGCCAGUGUUGAAUGUAGUACUGGUGGAUGACUUUGGUGCGUAUUGUCAAGGUCAGAGUACUGGUUGUUUUGGUUGUGGUAAUGCAGCUAACAAGUCCAGAAAGCACGAACAGAAACUCUGCCUUCCCCUCGGACACUUAUUUCUUAUAGAUUUGUGAAUGCAUUUUAACUUUUCUGGGUAUUAUAAAUAAUUUAAUCUAGGUAAUGUUGUGUUACACUAAUUAUUUUAGCCUGUAGAGCACCCUCUGUUGGUAGCAACAGCUAUAUGCACUACCUGAAUAGCAAGGCUUGUUAAUUUGCAUAUUCAGGUAGAUCUGCAUAUUGCUAAUUCUGCAGAGAGGAGAGAUAUUUUGUGUUAAAUAUUUUCUUCCCCAUCCCUUAAUAAAUAUGUUAUUAUAAUUCCCUGUAUGUUUUCUGACAUGUUUUGGUUAUUUGUAUUUUAUUAAUACUUGAUGUAAUGAGCAUAUGGGCUAGCCCCAAAUUAAAAUAAAGCUUUGCAUGUUAGUUCCUAUUGGAACUGUGUGUUCUGUGUGGAUUUUUAGGGUUCCCAGUAACAGUCUUUGGACCUGUUGGCUGGCUGCACGGCCCCUCUAGCCCUGGGAUAAAUCAAGAAAACUAGGCCAGAGAGCUGCAAGUGCCUUUGUAAAGGCAAUAGCAAUCAGUAUAAGCAGAGCUGCAAAGGGAACUAUACCUGCCUGGAAGGAAAGCUGCAGAGGGAUAGGCAGAGGGGAUGAUACCUGCCUGGAAGAACAGUUUGGUCAGGUGGAAGAGUUCAGGAGAGACCCCAGUCAAGCUAUUGCGACUGGGGCUGAAGCAUUCCAGGCUCCAUUCCCAACGGUUAGGAAACAGAUUAGGUGGAGGUACUCAGUUGGAGUUGAGGAACUCAGUCACAAUCGUCAUCUGCACUUGUGCAAUCACAUAUGUCGUGAACUCUUUUGCUCUACACAGUACACCUUGCCAUUGCAUGAUAAAGGAUAUUUGUUUUAAAAAAACAAAAACACCAAAAAAAACACAAAACUAUAUAUUUAGUUUAAAAAUCUGAAUUAAAAACUGUUGUUGGGGGGUGGGGGGCGUGGCUUGACCGAGUACCAAGCUGGACGUGUAAGCCUAGAGCUCCGCUUCGACCUCCUCAUAAAAAGCUCACUUAAGCUUACCUAAAGUACCUACUCUCCAGGUUACCAGCUCCUGAGGUACCCUGGACAAACGUACUCCUCGCAAACCACCCAAAAAACCUUCAGAUAGGGGUGCACAGUCCUGUUUGCAGCCUCCCACGCUUCGCGCCAUGAGGCACAAGAUGGCAGCAAAAUCAACUUCCUCACGCCGGACUCGCCUGUAGGCGCUGUAGCCUCCCAACCCCCAGGCACCCUAUCUGAGGAAGCACCGCAGUUAUUGGCAAAAUUGGUGGACAUAAGGACCUUCCUAGCCCGGGAGAUCGAGUGGUCCUCCAAGGCCGUGAUGGCGGAGAUACACUCCCUGGGCGCACGGACGGUGGCCCUGGAACAACGCCUAGACACUAAGUCUAUGACCCACAAUACGGUCGUAUACCAUGUUACCAAUUUAACCACCUGACUGGAGUCUGUUCUAUCCAUCUUGUGGCCUUUACUUCCAGACAUACCUCCUAACUAGUGGCUGGUGGAACGGGCCCAUAGGGCUCUCCCGGCAUGGAGAGAAGAUAACCUACAACCCCGUGACAUAACCGUGCACUUCCUCCACUUCCAGACCAAGGAAGCAGUGCUGAAGUGGAGUCGGGAAGGCCCUAUAACAUAUCAAGACCAUGAGCUCGCAUUUUAUCAAGACCUCGCACCUUCCACUCUGCAGAAAAGGAGAGAGUGGAAGCCAAUUACUGAGAUUCUAAUGGGCUAAUGCCCUCAAGUAUUCAUGGGGCCACCCUUUUAAACUCAUGGUCUUCAAGGACGGUCGUCCUCACGUCCUCCUGCGUGGCGCUGACCUGCUUCGCUUCUUCCACAACCUGAGCAUUAAGGCCCCAGCGACUUUCAUCAUGCUGAAACAGAUGACUACGGCGCUGCUGACCCUUCCAAGUGAUCUAAGGGUCCACACCUGGUCCGGUAUUUUUCUCCUUCCUAUAUUCUGCCCUACUCUCUGCCAGCAGACACCAGGAUUUUGGAUCUCCCCCACCACCAUCUACCUAUGUCCCGCAGGGAUUCCCACCUUCCCCUGGAGUGGGGUGAUGGGAUGUGGAUUGGUGCCUUCAUCUACCUGGCUCUGACGCAGAACUGGUCCUCCCGGGCUUGGCACCCGCAGUGGUGUGACCCUGGAUGCCAGGACAUGCUGUGGAAGUCUAUCCGACCUCAGGUGCAGCGCUUGUUACUCAUAUCCUUGUUAGUUUUGGGACCCUUGUAACAUUGCACCUGGGUGACAAUAGUUACGGUUGCAAUGUUAACUGGGUUAACUGGGUGGACCAUAUUACUCCCAUAUUACACUGCGUUACAAAAUAAUGAAGGUUCCAUCUCACAUAGUCAGUGGUCCAUCCUGACCCAAUAACCAGGCAGGCAUGGUUCAGGGGGCCCAGUCUCUCUCCUAACGAGAAUGAAUACACAGAAGACCCUCCCCCCCAUACCCGUGCCCAUGUAUUUAUUUGCAAAGAGAAAAUCAGUUUCCCUCCCCUCCAACCCUAUACAGCAAAAAAUAAAAGCACACAUUUAAUGAAUUGAUUAAUUACAUUCAUGAUAAAUCUUUUGUUUAUUCCAUUGUUGCACCAUUUAGUUCAUUAUUAACUUGGACAUAUCAGCUAAUUAAAGAAAAUUCAGACUUUUAGAUUUUGAUUCAGCCAAUAAAGAAUGAUUAUGUCUGAUGGCCAUUAAUGGGCAGUAACUAAAACUGAAUCACACGACUAUAAUUGAAAUACAGUGUCUAUAGUCCAUGGUCGCCACAAGCUAAGUGUUAAUAUUAUCUAGAUUGAGAUAGUGGGUUACUCUGUAUUAGUUGUUCGGUAUCAGCAGUUCCUAGCUUCUAGGUCAGGACCUUAAAAUCAGAUCCCCAUUGAUAAAAAGAGGCACUGCAUAUUGAUCAGGACCCAGGCAACUGUCACAAUAAGCUGGUUACUGUUACAGCUUUGUAACAGAAUUGUGUGCCCCAGUGUUCUGAAAAAUACUUUGAUAGAGGGAAGGGUCUAAUGACAUUGAGAAAAGAAUAAACGUAUCUAAUGGAUUGAUUAAAGUCAUGAUUAAUUUUUAGUUUAUUUCAUCGAUGUGCCAUUAAGUUCAUUAUUAAUUCGGACGGAUCAACGAAUAUAUGAAAGAAAAUUCUGAUUUUAAUUCACCCAAAAAAGAAUGCCGAUGUCUAAUAGUCAUGAAAGUAAAGAAACUUAAUUGUAAAUGUCAAUGUUAGUUUUUAUCACAGUUGGACAAUGGGUCGCCAAGCUAAUGUCAUAAAUGUAAUUUGAGUCCCAGACAAAAAAUGUAAGAGCUUCUGUUUUACAUAUUUGUCAGGUGCAAAGUCAUCCUGCCUUUAGAUAUAGAAAUACCCUGAUAAUUUCCCAAAUGUAACAUUAAACAAUUAUUUUUUUAUGUCACUCUUCAGACGGGAACAUUGCUGUCACCAAGGUUGGCCAUCAGAGAAUGGGAGUGACAAAUACUAUGCAAAAUAUAUUAUAAUUAAUUGUUCACUGCAAAGAAAAAAAAGUUGUAUCCAGAGAAGGAUUAAGAUCCCAUGGGGCCCUAGGCAUGUUUUUUUUUUUUUUUUAAUUAAAAGAUAAUUGUAGAAAUUGUGAAUUUAUUUUAUCUCUGCUACAGAUUCCUUCUUACAGAAAGUCACAAACGUUACUUUGAAAAACUCGCACUUUAUUGUGACAAAUAUGCUGAGCAAAUCCCAGUAACAUUUGUGUUAGGUAAGUACUGCCUGCAUGUGCAGUCCAUGCCACAUACUGCUUACAUUGAGAAGACCUAUCCCAUUUUGCAUGUAUCCCCUCCGUGGAGGAAUCUCAUACAUCAGGGGCAGGCUGGCUCGUACUCUUCUGUCAAUGAAUCUUAUUCAAUAUAGUUCCAUGCCCACAUAGGCGAGGAUUAUUUUAUAAUUGCAAGCAAAUAAGCAGCUAUAGUUUAUUGUAGUGAGCAGUUAAUAUUCUCCCAGAAGGCUUUAGCCAGCCUACCCUUGAAUCCAGAUUACUAAUACUGUUUGUCACACAUUGUAUUAUUUUGACUUGCUGAUUGCUACAUUUUUUGAGCAGCACCAAUGUGUCUAAGUUGCACAAUGUAUCCUAGAAACUGAAGUGGUUUCUGUUCCCAGAAUAAAAACAUUGCUUUACUUUAGUGCUAUGAGAAAGACAAUUGAUAUGCUUCUCAAAGAGGCUCUGUCACCUUUUUGGGGUCUUUGCACUUAUAGUAUUGAUGCCCGAAGGUGACAGCCCUGGUUAACGGAUAAGCAGUGAAGUUAAAGGCAAAUAUACUUAGCUAGGACUCUAGUCCGUCACAGACUCUGCCAUCUUCCAUCUUCAGUUCCCCAUGCUUCCUCCACCAGGAACCUGAAUCACUGCAGUACUCUUGCACAUGCGCGAGAACACAACACAGAGGUUUAUGGAGGAACCAAUGAGAAAACAGAAUCCGCCAUAAUUCAAUUCUCGCAAUUUGUGCAAGAUGAUCCCUGCUUUGUCAAUAUUUGAUAGACAAAGUAGUCCCCGCUUUGUCUUAUGGUAUCUUUUCAUUGCAUUAGAAUUUCAAUUCAAUUUUAACUAAGUCAAUAUGAGUAUUUUAAAAAGAUUUUAUAUUUAUGACAUACUCAGAAAGUAUAUUUUAGAGUCACUUUAAUCGUAUGCAAACUGUCACACAAAAUAUGUUGGUUUAUUUUUUUAUUUCUCUCGAUAGCCUUACUAACCUUUCUGAUUUGUAUUUUAGUUUUUCAGCAAAGCCUGCCUUUUAACCCCUUAAGAACACAUGACAUGUGUGACAUGUCAUGAUUCCCUUUUAUUCCAGAAGUUUGGUCCUUAAGGGGUUAAAUACAAUGAACUCAGCACUUUUAAUUUAAAGACCAUUCUUUUGCACUGAUAGCCACUGUCAUAUGGCAUUGCUCCUUGGACAAAUGGCUGAAACUCAAAAUGAGCAGUCCAUCAGCGUACUUAACGCUUAAAGCAGAGCUAUUCUUUUCAAGUGGCAGAGUGGUACACUUUGUAAUUGUUUCUCUCGUUUGAAUAUUACUCCAACAUCUAAAGUAAACAGUGUGUGCAAGAAAGUCAUUCCAAAAAUGGAAACCCUUUUUUCCUGGAUGAAAGACACUUGUGACAAGGGUCGAACGAAUUGAUUUCUGUCUUGUGGGCAAUUCCAGCAGAUUGACAUAGAGGUACCUCAAAAACCAAGCUUCAUCUCAUUUUCAAAAAAGAAAUCUUUAAAUAAAAGCUAAGUACAGAAAAUACAGAAACCAAAGCAAGUGGAAUUAGAUGCCAAUUGUGUAAAGGUAGUGCUACAUACAGUUUAUUUGAAGGACAAAAUAGAAAAAAAAAAUGUUUUGGGUUUCCCCUUUGUCAAUGCCAACAUUUCCUUACAUCCUUACUUGAUAAGGACAUUCUAGAAUUUACAAAGGGGAAACCCAAAAUGUUUGUUUCUAUUUGGUCCCUCAAAUAAACUGUAUGUAGAACUCCCCAUGCAAAAAUGGUAUCUAGCUGCGUUGCCUUCAUUACUUUAUUUUAUGUUCUUGGAUUUGACCCUGCUUUGAGCAACAUGGUGCAAGGUUAGCAGCAAAGAGUUAUUAGUUUUUGAUUUUUUUCCCCUCUCUGGCCACAUUAAAUAUAAAAGCCGUACAGGGUAAAAAUUGGGCUGUUGGUGACAGUGGCAUGUUUAUAUAUUUUAAGAUUUUUACCCUGAAAGAAGAUAUAUUAAUAUUUCUCUUAUUUUUGAAUAUGCACUAGACGCAGGCAUAGGCAACCUUCGGCACUGCAAAUGUUUUGGACUACACCUACCAUGAUGCUUUGUCAGCAUUAUGUGUGUAAGAGCAUUAUGGGGGAUGUAGUCCACAACAUCUGGAGUGACGAAGGUUGCCUAUCCCUGCACUAGGGAGUGCAAACAAUAAAAUAUGGUUACUAGAUUAGAUGUAGAACAAAAACAAAUAGGUAAACUUCAUUACAAGUUAGGUUUAAUUGUAGAUAUAGGGAUUGAGAUAUUUUAGAAUAUUACAGAGUGGUGGGAGACUGUGCAAAUUCUUUUGAAGAAAGCUAUUUGAUUUACUGUAUUUAUCGGCGUAUAACACGCACUUUUUCUCCCUGAAAAUAGGGGGCAAAUUAUGGGUGCGUGUUAUACGCCGGCCCUUUAAAUGCUGCAGCCGUCUGAGCGCUCUGUCAAGAGCGGUCAGGCGGCUGCAGUUGGUUCUCACCUCCCCUCGACCUGUAGCAUGGCCGAGCUGCUCUGCUGUCCGCGGUGCCCGGCCGGAGUGAUAGGAAGGUGCGCGGAACAGGAGUUUCUGUUUCCUGUACCCAGUCGGACUGACAGGAAGGUGCACACUGAGCGUGCACCUUCCUAUCACUCCGGCCGGGCACCGCGGACAGCAGAGCAGCUCGGCCACGCUACAGGGGAGGGGGUAAAAAGAGAGUGGGGGGAGUAAGAAGAGGGGGAGGGUAAGGGGGUGAGGAGGGUAAGAAGAGGGAGGGGGAGUAAGAAGAGGGGAGGGGGGGUAAGAAGGGGUAAAGAGGGGAGGGGUAGAAGAGGGAAGAAGAGGGGGAGGUAAGAAGUAACUAGAGGGGAGGGGGGUAAGAAGAGGGUAGAGGGGAGUAAGAAGGGGGAGGGGGGAGUAAGAAAAGAAGAGGGGGAAGUAAGAAGAGGGGGAGGGGAGUAAGAGAGGGGGUAAGAAGUUCUUUAUUUGAAAUUUAAGGUUUUUUUUCCUGAAAUUUCCUUCUUAAAAUGAGGUGCGUGUUAUACGCCGAUAAAUACGGUAUUUCCUUUUUGUAAUGAGGAAAUGUUCAUAAAGUACUUACAGUGAACGGUAGGUUAGAGGUGAUGUGCACAGCUGGACAGAUGGAGUGAGUAUUCUUCUCAAGUAGUAUAGAAAUGUUCUAAAUAUGUCUAGCAGGCUCAUAGAAAUGCGCAGCCCAUUUCGUUAGGUUGUGCAACGGGAAAUUCUUCCCCAAUGUUAUAUUUUAACGUUAUGUAAUGUCCAUAUUAAAGGGACACUAUAGUCACCAAAACAACUUUCGCUUAAUGAAACAGUUUUGGUGUAUAGCUCAUGCCCCUGCAGUCUCACUGCUCAAUUAUCUGACAAAAUGACAAAGUGUGAUGUGUGUAUUGCUGUAAUUAAUGUGCAUUACUGUGUGUGGGUAGCUUGGAGUGAUGUGUGUGGUUGAGUGCGAGUAUCUUCAAGGCUGACAUGGGACAUAAAAUAGUUCUAGACGUUUUAUGACAUAGUAGUGGUGCAUUUUCACAUUUUAGAAAUGCAACUUUUUCUCUUUAAGAUUUCAAUAAUAUAAAUACGACAACCUCACUAACACAAAUAUACAUAUAUAGAGACUGCAAUCAGUCACUGAAAUGUUCAUUUAGAGAGACACGCCUAUGGAUUGAGACCGGCAGGGGAGAUCUCAGGAUCUCCCCUGUCGGCUCAUGCAGAGCACCGGCUCUGCUCUAAGCCUCCAUGGGCCGUUGGGGAGAUCAAAGAUCUACCUCACCGGCCCACAGCAGCAUGGAGGGAGGCAGGAUCCGGGAUCCAGCCAGCAGAUCCACUGGGUUCCUCUCGCGAGAUCUGAGUGUUGCCGCAGCAUUGCACAGAUCUUGUGAGAGUGAACUCUAGCCCCGCAGGCUAGAGUUCACUCUCCACUGGACCACCAGGGAUGGCACAUGGCAGUAAGGAUCCCCCCUCCCUACAUAAGGUAAGAAGGAUAUUUACUAAUCUGCCCCCACCUCCACCCCCACAAUCCCUCCAAACAUACAGCACACACACAGCACCCUCACACAUACAGCACCCUCACACUUAAAGCACCCACACACAUACAGCACCCAAACAGCACCCACACACACACAGCACCUACCCACAUACAGCACACAAACAGCACCCCCACACACACACACAGCACACAAACAGCACCUACACACAUACAGCACCCUCACAUACGCACACACGCACACACACACUACACUAACAGCACACACACAGCACCCUCACUCACAGCACACACACAAACAUCCUCACCCACAUAGCACACUGCCAGCACCCUCACACACACACAUCACACAAACAGCACCCUCACAAACACAGCACCCUUACACAGCACACUAACAGGACCCUAACAAACACACACACAAACACCCUCAAACACACACAGCACACUACCUGCACCCUCACACACAGCACACAAACAGCACCCUCACACACACACACAAACACCCUCACCCACAUAGCACACUACCAGCACCCUCACACACACAUCACACUAACAGCACCCUCACACACAGCACCCUCACACAGCACACUAACAGCACACACACACAGCAGUGUAUGUAUGUGUGUGUGUGUGUGUAUAUAUAUAUAUAUAUAUAUAUAUAUAUACAUAUAUAUAUACAUACAUACAUAUACACGCGGGGUGUGUUUGUGCUUUAGGGUGCACACCCUAAUGCAAUAGGCUGCGCAUGCCUAUGAAGACACAUAGAAAUAUGCACAUGCAUGCAGACAUACUUACAGAUACACACAUAAAUACAGAUUCACAGAAACAUAUACAAGUACAAACAUACAUAUACACAGAUACACAUUCAGUCAUACAUGCAAACACAUUCAUAGAUACAUAUAGGCAAGGUUCAACAUUUUCAGGUCCUGGGCUACUAGCCAGGCUGAAAUUUAGUCACCACUUCAAAUGCACAUAGAUAUAUAUGUUCUAAUUUUUUUUACACAUUGAGUAGGUUCCUCCCUCCUCAAGGAGACAAUAACCUACAGAUGUUCUUAAAAAGCUGAUUUCUUCGCUAGUAAACAAACUAGUCACUUAUUCACUCCCAUAACUAACCACUCAAACAGUAACAGGCAUAGUGACACACACAGCCAUACGUGAGGAUGCACUCACAGAUACACACAAACAUACACACACUCACAGUUAUACAAACAUAUUCAACUGCACACUCAGGGACACAUAUACACAUAGAUAUACACUCUUAGAAAUACAGAUACACAGUGAAACAUACAGACAUAUGAGAAUAAAUACAUGUUGGAAUUGGUGGAAUUUCUAUGUAGUAGAAAUAGGAAAGGGAGAUUCAAGUUAGCUGCCCCUCGGCCCAAUAUAACUAGUGGGGGGGUAGGUGCUGUAGUAGGGUGCUUAGGGCAGUUAUAGGCAAGGGGGGCUGUAGUGAGGGGAUAGGGGCUGUAAUGAAGAAUAGAAGCUUUGGGGGGGGGGGGAGGCUAGGGGCUGUAGUGGAAUUUAGGGGCAGUGCCAGUGCAAGGAUUUUUGAAUACAUAGGCAAAGAGGCAUUUUUCCGCCGCCCCCCCCUAAAAAUAACAUCUUCACCUAUGUGCCUCUUAACCAGCCACUCUCCCCUCCCCGUCCAUUAGUUUUCCCCUCCCUUCCCUGUCCCUUAGUGUUCCUCUCCCCUCCCCCUCUUUUCCCUGUCCCUUGGUGUUUCUCUCCCCUCCCUGUCCCUUGGUGCACCCCCCACCCCCUUAGUGGUCAUACUCCCCUUCCUGGUGUGCCUCCUACCUCUCUUGUAGCGUUGCCGAGCAGAUCCUCUAAAGGAGCUUCAGUUUUCUGUACCCACUGGACUGACAGGAAGUGCUCUCUCAGUGAGUACCUCCUGUCAGUCUGGCCGGGUACAGGAAAAAGAAGCUCCUGUACUGCGCUCCGCUCCGCCAUGCUACACUCAGUGGUGUAUACACACUCACAGUCACACACACUCAAUAAGAAGCACACAGACUUCACUGACAGACACAGACUCACUGAUCUGACACACACUCAUUCAUUGACAGACACACACUGAUAGUCACACACACAGGGCCGGCAUUAGGGGAUGACAACCAUUUUCUGCUGUGUUUGCCUAAAUGUUACCACUAUGACUUCAAUGUGCUACAAUCUACUAUUUUAUAAUUACAUUUUUAAUUUGCAGAGACAGUGUAUGCAUUGGCUAAAUGAACAUCACUUACAGAAACUUUAAAUAUGCUACCACAGAUAUGCUAACAUACAUGAUCAUGUGAAACACGCAGGGUGGAAUGUAUGCAUUCAGUGUUGUAUCUAUUUCGGCAUGUGCAAACAAAUAAAAUUACAUUAUUGUACUUCAAUGUUUGUAACUAAUAUCAUACAGCCAAUGUCAAAGUACAAUGUGAUUUGUUUGUACAAAAUCAACAAACAGGUGACGAUGCAUAAUGUAAUGCAAUAUUAAUAGACAAAAUUAGCUGGAAAAAAAAUAUUUUACUUCUGUUUUCCCAAAGAAAUCUACUAAACUUGUACUUGAUAAUUCUGACUUUGUUUCUUCACUUGCUGGUCAGUUCUGAUCUUGACGAUACUUAUUCUUAUUCUAAAAUAUCUCGUAUAUUUUUCAGUUCAGUUGUGAUGAAUUCAAUUAAAUAUUGCAGUUGUAGACCAAGAGGUGGAGGUCUCAUGCUAUUGGUCCACAAAUGUAAACUUAAUACUGUUUGUUCUUAUGCUAGAAAGAACUUCUCCAUUAUUGUGACUCGAGGGUGAAACACCAAUUUUUAAAUGAAAGCAUUUCACUAUAUUAUUAUUUACUUUGGCCUUGAUUUAAUAUUUUUUUUAAAAGCUUUUCAAAUUAUUUCAUUGCAUUUGCCCCUGCGUUGUUACUGCUCCAUUCUAUUCAAUUCUCUGCCGUUUAGUGCUUAAAUCACUUUGUUUAUGCAGCCCAAGCCACACUUCCACUGACAUACUCACAGAACUUCUAUGAAAAAAGGUUUUGUUUUUAAAACAAUCUUACUGUACACUGUGUUUUCUUUAGAAGUUCUUCUCUGUUGCUCGAACUAGACAAUUACCAGUAAUAAGAAGCCAGGUGAGGUCUUAAGCAAUAUAAUUUGAUUCUGAAAUAGCAGAGAACUGAGCAGUGAGACUGCAGGGCAAAAUUUGUACACCAAAACCAUUUUUUUAAGCUAAUGUUGUCUUGGUUUUUAGAGUGUCCCUUUCAUUGGCUGAACAAAGUAGGUAUUUCAGCAUAACAAUAUACUUAGUCCAAUACUGGCAUCCUAACAAAGCUGGAACACCCAGAUAGAAUAUACAGAUACGUUUGUUAUGUCCCAGCCAACAUUGCAUUAUGAUAGCCAGCAGAAGUUUCACCUUACUUGGUAUUUAAGAAUGUAUGUCAUGACAACCGUAGACAAACUAAAUAAAAUAUGACCCAAACCAAUGAGUCCCCUUUUGUGUUGUGAACGAUAUUCUCCUUUCUUUCAUUUGUACAGGUUUUUAUGUCACUCUAGUCGUAAACAGAUGGUGGAACCAAUUUGUGAAUCUUCCAUGGCCUGACAGACUCAUGUUAUUAAUCUCCAGUAAUGUACAUGGAAGAGAUGAAUACGGACGCCUAAUCCGGCGGACACUUAUGCGCUAUGUGAACCUAACAUCUUUACUGAUCUUCCGCUCUGUCAGUACUGCUGUUUACAAAAGAUUUCCAACCAUGGACCAUGUUGUAGAAGCAGGUAUAUCGUUAUAAUAGCUUAGUUGGGGCUCUAAUGGAAUGGUUUUAAUAAUUAUAUUAGAUCAGAACUAGGAUACUGGAUAAACAAUAGUUGAUGUUGGGCUGAAUAAACAUAUUUAUGGAGAAUAGAAGGCCACCCUUUCAUAGUUCUGUUUCCCUGCCAGCUGAUUUUAUACUUUUUUAGCAGAUUAGGGUGAGAUGGGGUUAUGUUCUGCAAGGUUUACUAUUCAGGCAGGUGGCAUGCUCAAGCCUGUUCCCCAUAGAGGUUACUUGAUGGCAUAAGAACCCACAUGCACAAUGGCAAAAGAUGAUUUCUCAACAAGUCAAUCAAGAAAAAUAAUGUUAAAGGGAUAGCGUAGUCACCAGAACUACUACAGCUUAAUGUAGUUGUUCUGGUGUCUACAGCCUGUCCCUGCAGGCAUUUUAAUGUAAACACUGUGUUUCCAGAGAAAUACAAUACUGACAACAAACACCUUGUGAUACAGCUCUGGUACUCCAACCAAGUACCUCCACUACGUCUGCGUCAGGGGACCAUAGAGCACUAGAGACCCAGUCGCAGACGCUUGACUGGAGUCUCAGGAACUCUACCACCCGACCAGGUGGCAUCUCUCUGCUUCCAGGCAGGUAUUGUCCCCUCUGCCUUUGCCUCUUCAGCUUCUCUCCCAGGCAGAUAUUAACACCUGCACUGUGAUGAGCAACUGCCUUUACAAAGGCACUUGUGGCUCUCAGGUCUAUCUCUCUUUUUAACUUGUCUCUAGAUAAAGGGACCAAGCAGCCAGCCAACAGGUCUGAAGACUCUCCUACUAGGGUCCCUGAAUAUAUCAACCAGGACACACAGUUCCAAAGGCAGCUAACAUACAAUGCUUUAUUGUUUAACUAGGACUAGUCUUUGCUUACUAGUCCUUAAGCAUGUAGUGAAAACCAUACAAUUAUAAACAACAUACAUAAUGUGAAGUACAAGCAACAUAAUAAUGCCUCAAAUAUGUAACAUAAUUCCAACUUUCCAAACUAUGGGAAAAAAGAGAGAGAUAUCUAGAUGCAACUUAUCUGUUUUUACAAUAUCCUAAUUUGCAUAUUGUGAUUAUGCCAACAAUGCAUUUUUCAGUGCCAAACAACACAGUGCAAAGGAGAGUCUGGAGGAAUGCCCUUUUAAAACAAGGAUAUUCCAACCUUGCAAACCCAAGCCAGGGUGGAAAUCAGAAUUCCAUUCAAGGCCAGGGCCCAUAGUUUGUGGGAAGGAGGCUGACCUGCAGACCUCCCCAUCUACCUAUCUAGUGGCAUACGCAAUACCCUACAGUUAAGAUUAAGAUUAUAGUCAGUGUUAAUGAUAAAUGUAGUCAUGUGAACUUAGAAAAUUCUAACUUGAUCCUGGGUUCAGGGGAGAGGAGGUUGUUGGUGUCCCUCCCCAGCGUUAGGUUGAGUUUCAUGGAGAGGAUGUAGCAGGCUAUUCAGUCUCAGCUAAUGUGUGGAGAAAAAAUGCUAUAAUCACUGCUGCUGCACAGGAUAGACGGCAUCAAGAGAAGGGAACUAUAACCACUGUAACCCUUCCAGUAGAAAAGGUCCCCAGAGACCCCAGUCCAGCUUUGGCGACUGGGUCAGCGCUUUAGAGUCCCCUGAUAUUGUCGAUGAAGUUGACCGAACAGAGGUACUCAGACUGAGUACAGGAGCUUCGGUAUGUGAUUUAACUAGGGAACCCAAUUGAGCACCACACAGGCAUGUUCCUAUAGAAUUUAUAGAAGCAAUGUGCCAAUGUUUUGCUCUUAAAGCCGCAGUAAAUGUAUAAUUUGUUAUAUUAUAUGUUCUUUUUUUACUAUAAUGUUAAGAUGUGAAAUACCCCAGCAGAUAUAUGACACUGAUAAUCCUUUAGACUGUCCAAAUAUAACUAUACUUCCCUACAUAGAAAGUUUAUUUGUUAUGAUGCCUUUGUAUUCCGUUAAAGGUUUUAAUGUAUACACGGGGGUUAUUUUUACACAGGAUUUAUGACAGCGGAUGAAAGGAAAGUGUUUGAUAAUCUUCAAUCGCCACAUCUUAAAUACUGGGUUCCAGUAAUCUGGUUUGGAAAUUUGGCAUCUAAGUCAAGAGCCGAAGGGCGAAUCCGUGACAGCGUAGAUCUACAAAUAAUGAUGAAUGUAAGCAAGAAAGAGUGAAAGGAACACUGUAGUUGUAAUGGUGCCCAGAGGUCCUGGUCACCAUCUUAUUGUAAAGGUUAAACUAUUUAUGAACUAUCUCAUCGCAAAUUGAUCCAUAUAGCGUCCUUCCUCCUGUGUCUCAUCCCUUCAGUGCAGAAUUCUUGAACUUGUGACGGAGAGUCAGAGAUUAAGUUGUUAUGUUGGUCGGGGUGCUCCUUUAAAUUAAUGUGUUUAUUAAAUAUUACAAGCUUUGUUACUAUAAACAGGGACUCAUUCAGUGAACAGACAACUGUAGUGAACUAAAAUGCAUGCUGUUAAACUACAUCAAUAUGUUAGUAGAAGUUGUUAAAAAAAGAAUUAAUCCUAAUCACACAAUAAUCCAGCAAGGGGAGCGAGAAAAACGUAAUGGAAACUCAUGAUAAAUUGUAUUUAAGAUGCUUUUUUCGUGUUCUCUUAGUAUUAUCUUUUUAUAGAAACAUAGAAUGUGACGGCAGAUAAGAACCAUUCGGCUCAUGUAGUCUGCCCAAUUUCCUAAAUAAUGAAACAAAGAAAAUGUAGAUGAGAUAUAGGAUCCUACCCACAGUUGAUGCCGCAACUCCAAGUUAGAAUGUCUUAAUUGUCAGACAGAUUGAAUAAUCCUAAAGUUAAAUGGGUGAUGGGGCUGAAUCCUGGGGCUGGACUUUACCCAAACGUAGAAAACAUCUCCCAAAACAAGUAUGGUAGUCCGCACCCAGGGGUUAACCCCUAUGAUCCACAGAAAAAAUGUACAAAUAAAAACACUGAGAAAGUGAACAUUUAUUUGAUAUGAAAAAAUAGCAACAAUGUAUGGCAUUAAAUUAUCAUGGCAGCAUUUGUGUAUACUGCAUUUUAAAGCAGGUGUAAUGAAUAAUGCAAACAGUAUGAAGUUGUCAAAAAUAGUACAAGUAUCCAGGCGAAAGAAACAAACUUGCAAAAAUAGGAACACUUGCUGCAAUGUCAAAAUAGUUGCAAUACCUGCUACUGCCGGACAAGAGGGAGACCAGCUACACCGCUGCCCAAAAAAAUUAAAGUGAGUACCCUAGAUGCGUUUCGCACCUUCCUCACCUCGAGGGAGGUGCGAAACGCAUCUAAGGUGCUCACUCUAUUUUUUCAUAUCAAAUAAAUCUGCAUUUUUUCCGUAUUUUAAGCUGUAUGUUUUUUCUGUGGAUCAUAGGGGUUUACCCCUGAGUGCAAACUACAAUACUUGUUUUGGGAGCAGUUUUCUAAAUACUUUCAUUAGUCCCUCGCCUUAUCUUAAAGGACCACUCUAGGCACCCAGACCACUUCAGCUUAAUGAAGUGGUCUGGGUGCCAGGUCCUUCUAGGGUUAACCCAUUUUUUAAUAAACAUAGCAGUUUCAGAGAAACUGCUAUGUUUAUGAAUGGGUUAAGCCUUCCCCUAUUCCCUCUAGUGGCUGUCUCAUUGACAGCCACUAGAGGCGCUUGCGUGCUUCUCACUGUGAUUUUCACAGUGAGAGCACGCAAGCGUCCAUAGGAAAGCAUUGUAAAUGCUUUCCUAUGUGACGGGCUGAAUGCGCGCGCAGCUCUUGCCGCGCGUGCGCAUUCAGCCCAGAAGGAGGAUCGGAGGAGGAGAGGAGGCAGAGAGCUCCCCGCCCAGCGCUGGAAAAAUUUAAGUUUUUAACCCUUUCCCCUUUCCAGAGCCGGGCGGGAGGUGGUCCCUGAGGGUGGGGGCACCCUCAGGGCACUAUAGUGCCAUGAAAACGAGUAUGUUUUCCUGGCACUAUAGUGAUCCUUUAAGUCUAGGAUAGCCUUAUGCGUAUCCCAUGCGUGCUUAAACUCCCUCACUGUGUUAACCUCUACCACGUCAGCUGGUCCACUAUCCUCUCUGUUGGGCUCUUCCAGGAUUUUUGUUUAAGUCAUUUAUUAUUUUCUGAUGUCCUAAAAUAUGUAACAUUAAAAAUUGUAUGCAUACAAUGCUUGUGUAUAUGUGCUGUAUACUCACAGCCUGGAACCACUUGUGCAUUUUCUGUUACUGUCGAUCUUAUUUCAGGAAAUGAAUCGCUACCGAUCCUGGUGUGGUCUCCUUUUUGGCUAUGACUGGGUCGGUAUUCCACUGGUAUACACACAGGUAUGUAAAGAUAUAUUAUAUAAAUUGUAUAAUAAGAUAACUUGUAGCAUUUGGUUUUGUCAUUGUCUUCAUAUAACAAUAUGGUUUUUUUUUCAGGUAGUAACACUUGCGGUAUAUACUUUCUUCUUUGCUUGUAUAAUUGGACGCCAGUUCUUAGACCCCAGUCAAUCAUAUGCCGGCCAUGACCUCGACCUAUACAUUCCAGUUUUCACUCUCCUGCAGUUCUUUUUCUAUGCAGGUUGGCUAAAGGUAAAUGUAAUCUGAUUAAUAAAUACGGUGUUCUAUUUUUUUUAUAUUUCUUUAUAAUAUAUUAAAUGCGAACUCUAUAUUUAUUUUUAUCAUGGUCAUAAAAAAAUCUUUAGUGGACAAAACAUGUGUGAUAUUAGAAAGACACUCCACUGCCCAAAUGAAAAAGUAGAUAUGCCCCAAAUGAAAACAUGCAUACAUUUAAUUAUACAUUUUUUUUCAUUGGGGAUAUAUCUAAAAACAGCUUGCAAAAGCUGGAGAUCUAUUGUCUGAAACUUUGUAAGUCCUCCCCUUCUAACCCCGCCCAGACUUUCUGUGGCUGUCCAAUCACAGACUUUCCAAUGCAGUUCAAUGAGAAGUCUUUGCAAGGCAGGUGCUCUGAGCAAUUGCUGCCUCUUGAGAUUAGCUAAACAACCCAGGAAGUAACAGGACUAUUUGUCUACUUGAAAACCAAGGGGUGUAAAAAGGUUAAUUCAAAAAAUGCCAGUUUCUGUUGUUAUGUAAAAUUAAAUAAAAUACCGGUAGGACAUAUUGCCAACACAUUAAAUUUGCAACAAUGUCUCAGAAGCAAUCAUUUCCCUUUGCAGGUUGCUGAGCAACUAAUCAACCCCUUUGGCGAAGAUGAUGAUGAUUUUGAAACUAAUUGGUGUAUAGACAGAAACCUACAGGUCAGUUUUGUUAAAAAUGUUUUAUAAAUAUGACCUAUAGCUGCAUCUUCUUUCUUAAAAUAUAGUGCAAAAAAAUAUUUUUCUUUGUACACUGAUAAACCAUUUUUGUAAAAAAAAAAAAAUUGUGAACUUUUAUAUCAAUGUGAAUUUGCACUGAGCCACAUUCAUUAAAAAAAAUUAGAAUAUUUAACUGUGCAUUUUCUUUUUGUCUUAGAUAUUGUGAAACUGUGCAGCAAGUUCUAUAGUUGGAAUCAUGGGAGUAGAAAGCAGGCUAGAUAUGUUUUGUGGGGAAUGUGAGGUAGAAAAUCAUUACAGUAUAGUGUUUAAAUAUCUCAACACCUUAAUGUUAAAGGACCACCCUGGGCACCACAACAACUCUGUCAGAAUGAAGUUGUUAUCCUGCGAAGAGGUCCCGGGUGCUGGCUUACCUAAAGGGGUUAAACUGCUAACGAAUCGUUUACUCCAAAUUCCAUAAUCUGGCUCCAGAUUAGUCUGUUUGUGAACUCCUUGUCUGUUGUUUCACUCAGGAAACCUCGGACUGAGCACCGCUGAUAGGCUUCAACUAAGCCGGGACGUCCUUGUACCAUUACAACUUCAUUCAAAUUAAGUUGUUGUGGUGCCCAUUAUGUCCUUUUAAAUACAACUACACAAAAAUGUCUAUGCAUAGAGUCAGUAUAGACAACUGUACCAACUGAGUGACAGAGGAGAGCAGGAUAACCCUCCUACAGGGGGUUCUCUUACUAUCUAUCCUGACAUCUAAAUUGCAUGUACUCUAUUGUGUGAAUAUUACUCAAGCAAGUGCCAAUAGAAAGGUGAUAUAGGACAAAACCAGAAACAGAAUACUUUAAUGAUGCAAUAAUAUGCUUAUGUAAUAAUAAGUAAAAUUAAAAUAAAAUUACAGAAAAAUCACAAAAGCAAUAAUUAUUGGAAAAGACUAUCAAAUUGAUCAUUGAUAACUUUUUCCCGAUGUUUCUCUUUUUCCUCCUCUGAUGCAAUGUGUGAAGUGACUGUGAAUAGUCUAAAAUGGUUUGUGAUGCCAAUUGCUAAAUCUUUCUAAUAUACAUUUCAAAGAAAGCAAAUAUUUAGUAGAACUAUUAUGUACAAUGAAGUGUCCAGGAUAUAAAAGUUAUGUUUAUUUUCUCAUUGUCCUAAUAUGCAAUAGGCUGCAACCUCUCCACUUGUAUCAAAUUGUCUUUAUAAUUUAUUGCCUGUACUGUGCGUGGAGGCUGGGUGUCAUGCCGUAUGUGCAGAUUAAAGCUCAGAUAUGUGAUAUUGCAAUCUCAGAGAGGCAUCAUGUGGCCUAGCAGUAGACUAACUGUAUGUCAGAUACGCACUGCGAUAAUAGAAAUGGAAAUGUAUCUUCUCUCAUUAGGCCCAUCAAAUUGUUCAGCUAUAAGCCCAUUAAGCCGUAAAUCCAGCAAAUUGUGUAUACAUGAUAUGUUACUCAUGAUUUGUUGCACUGAAUUGUGUCUAGGUUUCACUCAUGGCUGUAGAUGAAAUGCAUAUGCAUUUACCGAAGAUGAGUAAAGACAUUUACUGGAAUGAUUCAGAUCCACGACCACCCUAUACACUUGCCGCUGCUGAUUACUGUAUUCCUUCAUUUUUGGGAUCAACUGUUCACAUGGGGUAAAUAUCAUGACUGUCUAUAGUUGCAUCAUUUAUACACACACUGAUUUAGUAUUUUUUGAAGUUGCAGUAUUCAUGAGCACGUAUAUCUUUUAUCUGCAUUUAUUACCUGUUCGUACUCGCACCUCUGACUUCUCUAGAGCUGCAACAUUCCUAUGGAACUCCAUUCCCUGCUCUGCCUAGACUUUUACCCAGUCUCAGUUUAUUAAAAUAUGAUUAAACUCACUUCUUUAAGAAAGUAUAUCAAUUAACCGUUAAUAGCUUUCACUCCCCACACCUUGGUUACCCACCCUGCUUCUACUCCUGCAACCGUGUCAUCCAAAAACCAACACUUCACUGUUCUAACAACCUACUUUUUCCAUAUAUGAAAUCCAUCCUACCCUUGCCUCUUGUACCACUUUACGCAACUCCCUCUAGAAUGGAAGCUUGUUUGAGCAGAGAACUCAUCACUGUCUGCUCCUGUGUGUCCGGCUCGUCUUGUCGCAAAUACAUGUCUGUUAGUCCACCUAUUGUACAGCGCUACGGAAUUUUUUGGUAUUUUAUAAAUGAUAAUAAUAAUCAGUGAUUUUAUAUAUCUAUUGCAGGCUUCCAGAUUCUGUAUUUUUGCGUGAGGAUUGGAUGUUGGAGGAGGAGAAACAUCGAAGACAGAAUUCUGUUCUAAGAAGAGUCAAACGAUUCUUGAGUGUUCAUGAGCAUCCUGACUCUCCGAAUAGAGCUGCAUUCAGUCGACAAGGAAGUGAUGCCUCUAAUAUGUUUUUCCCCAGUCCUGAAGCAAAUUAUACUGGUAACUACCACGAGGUGCCAUCUCGGGCAAGAUCCCAUUUUAUGCAUUCUAAAAGACGAGUAUCAUCAGACAAGACCUCAGUGCCCAACACCCCAUUAGGAGAUCUAUCAACAAUUCGCGAGGCCAGCAGAUCUGACACGUCAGACAGACAAACAUCCACAGAGGGUAAUAUUUCACCUAACUCUGUUGUAAGUGUACCUGAAGUCUUAGUAACUGCUGCUGAUGAGACAAGACCAAUCUCACAGUGUUCUAUUCCUGUGCAAUCAAAUUCACUUACCACCACGGAGACAUCAGACAAUACAGAAAACCACCAAACUGUUCAUGAUAUUACGCCUGAGAAAACAGUGGCUGAACAAGAUGUCCAAGAGGUAAGUCAGGUAGAAAAACAGUUGACCACAGAUGAUGAGAAGCGCCACCUUGACAGAAAAGACCAGCCAAGGAGAUUCCAUAGAUGGAGCGACUCAGUAUAUCAUUCACAAAGUUCUGCAACAAGUUCGCAACCAAAAAGGAAGUCAUUACUAAACAUUCCUCUCUUAUUGACUAUGGAGAAUAUAAAGCCUGCUGCUCAGAGAGACUCCAGUCCAGACCCAAGUCAACCUACUUCAGAGGAAAUGAUCAAUUUACUAAAGCAUAUAGAUGCCAAAGAAACUGAUAUUGUAGAGUUUAGUGAUGAAAAGAAAGAAGGCGAUAUGUGA
Molecule: messenger RNA, 35891 nt
Organism: Pelobates cultripes (western spadefoot toad)
Lineage: Eukaryota; Metazoa; Chordata; Amphibia; Anura; Pelobatidae
Source: the annotation of a GenBank genome assembly